Messenger RNA from Lates calcarifer (barramundi perch), 1526 nucleotides. Its product is annotated as deoxyribonuclease-1. The transcript has 10 exons. The record is from RefSeq and is a predicted model, not a curated record. Bases 195 to 1181 code for a protein of 328 amino acids. Gene Ontology annotation, biological process: DNA catabolic process. Gene Ontology annotation, molecular function: DNA nuclease activity. Gene Ontology annotation, cellular component: nucleus. NCBI's taxonomy places the organism in Eukaryota, Metazoa, Chordata, Actinopteri, Centropomidae.
UUGGUUGGCUUUCGACCAAUCACAUUGCUUGUGGUCAAACUCUAUAGAAUACUUUGCCCAUGGCAGAGGCUGAGGUGCACUAGCUUUUCCUUCUUGUCUUCAUUUUUAUCUUUAGCCUUCACUGGGAAUAAACAGAUCUGAUCUGAGCUCCUGUCAGCAGCAGCAACAGAUUCACCUUCAUUCACCCAGGCACCAUGAAAGUAGCAUCUUUUAACAUCCAGAAGUUUGGAAAAAACAAAGUGUCAGACCCAGAUAUCCUCAAUAUCCUGACCAAGAUUGUGUCUCAAUAUGACAUCAUUUUGAUCCUGGAAGUGGUGGACGUCAGUGGAGAGUCUGUAAAAACCUUUCUGGAUGCACUCAAUGGAUGCAAUCAGAAUCAUCACUACUCUCUGAAGAUCAGCAGUCGUCUGGGCCGAACACGCUACAAGGAGCAGUUCAUGUUCCUGUACAGGGAUGACUUGGUUGACUUGGUGGGCUCCUAUCAGUUUGAUGACCAGGUGACCGAGGGAUUAGACGUUUUCGCUAGAGAUCCCUACAUCCUGCGAUUCAGAUGCCUCAAUACAGUGUUGAAGGACCUCGUGAUGAUCCCAGUUCACACCAAACCAGAGGACUCGGAGAAGGAGCUGGACGAGCUGUACGAUGUCUUCCUGGACGUGAAGAAGAAGUGGAGGACUGAUAACAUAAUGAUCCUGGGUGACUUCAAUGCUGACGGUUCGUACGUCACCAAAAGUAAGAUGAAGGAAAUUCGUAUCCGUAGCGACAAGAACUUCCACUGGCUGAUUGCAGAUGAUGUUGACACCACGGCCAGCACCGGAAACAACCACACAUACGACAGGAUAGUGAUCUAUGGAGAUGACAUGCUCCAGGCUAUCGUACCAAACUCUGCCAAACCCUUCAACUUCCAGAAGGCAUAUGGACUCAGUGAUGAGCAGGCUCUAAAAGUGAGUGACCAUUACCCUGUGGAGGUGGAGCUGAAGUCCAUAACUAAGGCAACAGAUGAAGCGGAUGGUCUGAAACAGCAGCUGUUGCCUCAGUCAGCACCGCCGAGGCUCCUGGCCAUUGAUGAGGAUCUGCUGGAGCUGAAGAGAGGAAACCUGCUGCUGGAGAGAGAGAAGCUCAGUUUGGAGAUCCAGAUCCUCCGGCAGAAGAUAGCCCACAUGAACAGCGGAAAUGCUGUUUAAACUUAGGAGGCCAGAUCCAUCCAAAACACCCAACAAAACAAUAAACCUGUACUUUAAUUCACUACCUACAACACCACUACCUACAACUAAUCCACUGCAGUUUGUCAAGCUGUUUACCUAACACUGCAGUUGAUCUGGGUGCAUCCUACUGUACCUGGGGCUCCACCCUGGAUUGUAGCACAUAUCUGACUUUCUGGAUGACUGCUUUUAUCCCUUAAAAAUAUGAACUGAGAGAAAUUAACACUUUUCAGUUAGUGUAGUGACUUUUGACUGAAUGGAGGUAUCACGUGGUCUGUCUACUUUCCUCCAUACUCCACACAAGAUGAAAUAAAUUAUGAUAACUGA